This is a messenger RNA of Cercospora beticola, 2316 nucleotides long. RefSeq names its product Ufe1p (gene UFE1). Gene Ontology annotation, cellular component: SNARE complex; endoplasmic reticulum. Gene Ontology annotation, biological process: retrograde vesicle-mediated transport, Golgi to endoplasmic reticulum. The record is from RefSeq and is a predicted model, not a curated record. NCBI's taxonomy places the organism in Eukaryota, Fungi, Ascomycota, Dothideomycetes, Mycosphaerellales, Mycosphaerellaceae.
CACAUCCCCACUACAUGGAUGAGCGACGAUGACCGACAUUACGGGGGACUUCAACAUCUGCUUGAAGCAAAAAGGCGCUGAGCCGGUUCUGCCCAAGCAGUAUGAUCUCCAGUCCAUCAACGCUUUCCUGCAGGAAGCGUAUAGCAUAUAUGCGCGCAUAGCAGACCUGAACCGAGAGCUGCGUGCUAUCCGCCCAGCCUAUCUCUCAACAGCACAGCAGUCUCGACGACGGCACGUGAGCGACAGCGCCCGACCCUUGACAGACGACGAACGCGAGGCUAUCGAUGCCCAGUCGAAGCAAUUGUUGCGACAACUCAAUGCCAAAAUAACCGGACUCAAACAGGCCGAGGAUGUGCGAAACCAGACAUUGGACUCUGUCGCCCUGCGCAAGCGUGCCCAAGGCGGCUUGAUGGGGCUCGGGCGGUGGGCAGCAGGCGGAGCGCAAACUGCAAAGUCGCCCGAAGAAGAGCUUGAGGAGGCUGCCAGAAAGACCAUCUUCGCUGUCAGAGAGAGCAUCAUUCUGUACUUGCAGCAGAAGCUGGAAGAAGCUGGACGGGUGCAGAGUGAAAUGAUGGAUAUACGUUUGACCAGAGAAGUGGAGAAGACAAAAUCUAUAUUGGCCAAGUCAGCGAUGGGCGGUGCCACAUCUCACCUCGCAGGCGAAUCUUUGGCGUCUUCUCAAUCAGGCCCUUCGAAACGGCAGCGCUUCUCUGUUGAGCUGGAAAGCGGAACAUCUGACACGAUGGCGCGCGAAGAGCUGAGCGAAGAACAGCUCCAGCUCUUUGCAGAAGAGAACAAUGAGCUUCUCAAGCACUACGAAGACCAGCUGGACCAGGUACGCACCGCGGAGAAGAGUAUCCUGGAGAUCAGCGAGCUGCACAAUACUUUGCACGCCAACCUUCAACAACAGAGCGAGCAUAUCGAACAGCUCGUACAAGAUUCGUACCUGACCACCGAGAAUCUGGGCAGAGGUAACAAGGAGCUCCAGCGAGCAAGCGAACGACGGAGCACUGCUCAGAUGCUAUUCUGGUCGACCUGUGCCUUCUGCAGCUUUCUGGUGGCUUGGGACUUUUUUAUUUGAGAGCUACAUCUUUCGAGCACCGUCUAUCACUCGAAUCUAUGCCAAUUAUUCUGCAACAUACUCCAGACAACCGGACAGCAGCCCUACUCUUGACGAAAGGACUCGAAAAGAAGAGAACGCAUCCUGGGCUCAACACUCUUCUGAAUAUGCGGACCUUUGAGGACGAUCCGAAUGCUGCAGCUCUGGGAAGAAUUCUUCGAGUCCUCCCCAGUCGGCUGCGCUCAAGUCUAUGCGCUGAUCUGUCCUGCUCUCGUGCGACCCAGCUUCGUUAUUGGAAGAUGUCCUGCCCUGCUCCGCACCCAUCGAUAGCGAUGCACUAGAUCGGCGUGAAGUCUGGUGACCCGCGCUGAGAGUGCUGUGCAGCUCAGACGCAUCCUCUCUCAAGGAUGUCCAAAGGAGUCUUCGGUGUGCCGAUCGUUGUCUAGCAGCAUUGGAAGAAUUCGGGGUAUUGCUUCCAAUCUCAGUCUCCGCAGCACCGAGCGACCUCUGCGGCAACAGCAUCUCCGUGGUCGUUCGCAACCGCUCAAGCAGCGCUUGAAUCUUUCGCAGUAAUUCGCAUUCAGAGCGCGCACCUCUUUCGACUGCAUCUGCGGCUCCAGAAGCUGCGGGCGUCUGAUCUAAACUCAUUAGCUGCAUGCUCUCAACCACAAUGCGAGCUCUCAGCACUUGCCUACGAAGCGGUACUCUGUUGUAACUCUGCCAGGCUUCUCCUCGUAUAUGCACUGCAGCUAUGUUAGAAAAUCACGCCCUCACCAAAACAGGGAUUCAAAACGGGACCGAGCUUACCAGGGAGCUCGUUUCUCUGCACCUCGCGCAGACUGGUCGUCCUCGAUCACAUUUCAGCUUUCGACGUCUGCAUGGUGUCAGUAAUUGGUGGCAGCAACCGAAAACCAUUAAUGCUGACCUGCAACUCCGACAUGUGGUAACGCUACGAUCACUGUACCGGGACAUGAGAAGCAAGAAUUGAAUUCGCUUGAAAAUGUUACAACUUAGCGCAACGAGAUGCCAUCAUCCGACUACGUCUGUCAUGAUAUAAACCCAUGACUACGGCAUCGGUCGAAGCAACAUGAAGCGUCUAGACAAACCACCGACACAACUAUUCUCGAAGAAGUAGCUAGAGACGGCUGAUUGUUAUGAAAGCCAGUCGCAUCGUGCUUUGAGGUGAAUAAUCUGGCUCACCCGUGCCGCAUAGCCAAUUCCUAAACCGCCGCUCCGUGAUGUGGCUGUUACACGAG